AUGUCGGAUAAGAAAGAAAAAGCUGAACUUUCGAAACAGAAGGGCAAUGAAGCGUUUAAGAAAGGCGACUACGCCAACGCUGUUGGGUUCUAUACCGCAGCGAUGAUGGAGAACCCGAGCGACGUGACCUACCCCCUCAAUCGAGCCGCUGCGUAUUUGAAACUAGGCAAACACCUAGACGCAGAAAGAGAUUGUACGACUGCGUUGAAGAUCGAUCCGAAGAGUGCAAAGGCGUUGUUUAGGAGGGCGCAGGCGAGGGUUGAGUUGGAUAGAUUGGGGGACGCGGCGGCUGAUCUACGAGAAGCGCGUCAACUCGCUCCUAGCGACCAAUCGAUACUAAAGUUGCAGGCCCAAGUUGCGGAUUCGUUAGAGCUGAAGAAACAAGAGAAAUUGAACCAUCUCGCGCAAGUCAAGUCUGGGAAGUACAUCGAACCGGAUGGCCAACCGCCCAAACGGCGGAGGGUGCCGAUCAAGAUCGUCGAAGCGCCUGAGGAUGGAGAGGGUUCGACGGUGAAGGGGAAGGAGGUUAAGGUUAGGGGAGGUGAAGAAGAUGGGGAAGGGGGGAGCGGAUUGAAAGCUGUUUCGACUAGGUCGUUGAAUGGGGGGUCGACUGCCAAACCGGAGUCAGAUCAAGCCAAAGAGAAGGAGAAGGACAAGCCCAAGUCGUUCAAGGAGGCGAAGGAGGCUAGGGAUACGGCCAGACCUAGUCGUGUUGGAGGUGGGAUCUUUACUCGUACGGGAGCGAGUAAGGUGUUUCCUACGCGGGAGGCGACGCCUCCGGCCAAGUCGCCAACACCGUCUUCGAGCGGUGUGGACUCGUCGGUGACGAAGGAGGAAAAACCGCCAUCGCCCGCUCCUCCUUCCACCGCGCAAGACACUAGCCAAAACGAAUCCGAACCUCCAACGACCCCAUCCGAAUCCGCUGCGAAACCGAUACCAAAACUAACCAAACCCCCCUCCACCCUCCUCGACCUCCUCAAACUCUGGUCCUCACACUCCACGCCCGAAGCGCGCUGGUCCAUCCUCCGCACCCUCCCUCCACAUACGCUCCCCUCCCUCCUCCAAACCUCCCUCGAACCGCCCUUCCUCGCGUCCCUCUUGAGCACGUUCAACGAUAUCCUCGCGACGGGCGAUUUGGAGACGCAGAUUGCUGUCAAGGAGUAUAUGGAGGUGUUGCCGUUGUGUAAGAGGUUUGAGAUGGUGGUUAUGUUUUUGAGUCGGGGGGAGAAAGAGGUUGGUAGGGAGGUGUGGAGGCGGUUGGGUGUUGAGGUUAGGAGGGAGCCUGAGGCUGGUGGGGGUGGGGCUGCUGGGUGGGAGGGGUUGUUGAAGUAG
Messenger RNA from Coprinopsis cinerea okayama7#130, 1332 nucleotides. RefSeq lists its product as hypothetical. The transcript has 5 exons. Bases 1 to 1332 code for a protein of 443 amino acids. The record is from RefSeq and is a predicted model, not a curated record. Lineage: Eukaryota; Fungi; Basidiomycota; Agaricomycetes; Agaricales; Psathyrellaceae. Gene Ontology annotation, molecular function: protein binding.